Enhydra lutris kenyoni (northern sea otter) is the source of this 2689-nucleotide messenger RNA. RefSeq names its product nectin cell adhesion molecule 2. Gene Ontology annotation, cellular component: focal adhesion; apical junction complex; extracellular exosome. The transcript has 9 exons. Gene Ontology annotation, molecular function: cell adhesion molecule binding. The coding region runs from base 195 to 1826 and encodes 543 amino acids. Gene Ontology annotation, biological process: cytoskeleton organization; positive regulation of immunoglobulin mediated immune response; susceptibility to natural killer cell mediated cytotoxicity. Lineage: Eukaryota; Metazoa; Chordata; Mammalia; Carnivora; Mustelidae. The record is from RefSeq and is a predicted model, not a curated record.
GGGAGAGAAGCCUGGGGCCGGGGGCACCGAGCGGGGAGAGCCCGGCCCCGAGAGCAGAGCCGCGAGAGUAGACCGGGCGGGAACCGGCCGAGAGCCGGAGCCCCUCAGGCACCUGCUCUACCGCCCAGCGGAUCGGCGCUCACGGAGUGGCCCGCAGGGCCCCGCCCGGGCCCAGUCCCUCCCCGGGCCCCCCCAUGGCCCGGGCCGCAGCCCUCCCGCCGUCGAGAUCGUCGCCGACGCUGCCGCUCCUGCCGCUGCUGCUGCUGCUGCUGCUGCAUCUGCUCCGGGAAACCGGAGCCCAGGAUGUCCAAGUUCGAGUGCCACCCGAGGUGCGGGGCUACCUGGGCAGCACCGUGCAGCUGCCAUGCCACCUGCUGCCUCCAGGACCGGAAGUCCGAGUGUCACAGGUGACCUGGCUGCAUGUAGACGCGGCCGGGGUCAGCAAGAGUGUGGCUGCCUUCCACCCCUCCUACGGCCCCAGCUUCCGCAGCCCAAAACCUGGUGAAGAGCGGCUGUCCUUUGUCACUGCCGGGCAGAGUGCAGGGACCAGGCAGGGCACCGAGAUGGAUCUGCGAGACGCCACGCUGGCCCUCCGGGGACUGACAGUGGACGACGAGGGCAACUACACUUGCGAGUUUGCCACCUUCCCCAGUGGCACCAGUCGGGGGGUGACCUGGCUCAAAGCCAUAGCACAGCCCCAGAACCACGCCGAAACGCAGGAGGUCACGCUCAGCCUGGAACCCGUGCCUGUGGCCCGCUGUGUCUCUGAGGGUGGCCGCCCACCCGCUCGAAUCUCCUGGUUCUCACCCCUGGAUGGGGAGACCAAAGAGACCCAGAUGUCGGGGCCCGUGCCCGGCACAGUCACUGUCACCAGCCGGUUCACGUUGGUGCCCUUGAGCCGCGCAGACGGUGUCAAGGUCACCUGCAAAGUAGAGCAUGAGAGCUUCGAGGAGCCGAUCCUGCUGCCUGUGACCCUCUCCGUGCGCUACCCCCCUGAGGUCUCCAUCUCCGGCUACGACGACAACUGGUACCUAGGCCGCAGCGAGGCCACCCUGAGCUGUGACGUCCGCAGCAAACCAGAGCCCACAGGCUAUGACUGGAGCACGACAGCAGGCAUCUUCCCAGCCUCAGCAAUAGCCCAGGGCCCCCAGCUGAUCAUCCACUCAGUGGACAGACUGGUCAACACCACAUUCAUCUGCACAGUCACCAACGCCGUGGGCACGGGUCGUGCUGAACAGGUGGUCCUCGUGCGAGAGACCCCCAACACAGCAGGCGCAGGGGCCACGGGUGGCAUCAUUGGGGGCAUCAUUGCUGCCAUCAUUGCUACCGCUGUGGUCGCCACAGGCAUCCUCAUCUGUCGGCAGCAGCGGAAAGAGCAGAGGCUACAGGGGGCAGAGGAGGAGGAUGAUCUGGAAGGGCCUCCCUCAUACAAGCCACCAACCCCCAAGGCGAAGCUGGAGGAGCCUGAGAUGCCCUCCCAGCUUUUCACUCUUGGGGCCUCAGAGCACAGCCCACUCAAGACCCCCUACUUUGAUGCUGGCGUCUCAUGUGCUGAGCAGGAUAUGCCUCGAUACCAUGAGCUGCCCACCUUGGAAGAACGGUCAGGGCCCCUGCUCCUUGGGGCCACGGGCCUGGGUUCCCCCAUCCUGGUGCCUCCUGGGCCACCUGUCAUGGAGGGGGUUUCCCUGGACUUAGAGGAUGAUGAUGAGGAGGAGGAAGACUAUCUAGAUAAAAUCAACCCCAUCUAUGAUGCCCUGUCCUACUCCAGCCCCUCUGAUUCCUACCAGAGCAAAGGCUUUGUCAUGUCCCGGGCCAUGUAUGUGUGAGCUGCCAUGGCCCUGGCCUCUCACCUCUCACUUUUGAGCCCUUCACUUUCUGGGAUCUAGAUCAGGGAUCUAGUGCUCCCUGACCUCUGGCCAGGCCAUGGUCAGUUAACACACAAAAAUGCAUCUCAUCUGUGACUUCUGCCUUGGUGGCUCCACUAUGACCUCUAAUCCAUGAUCUCUGACCCAGAGAAACUGGCCAUGACAACAGAAACCUGGUAACCUUAUCUCACAUGGGGGCGGGGGAGUAUGUUUCUGCACAACCUCUGACCCAAGGUCUCCUAAGACUGUGACCUUAGAUCAUACCUCUCAUGUCCCAUCAUCUCCGGACUCCCCCCAAAUCCCAAAGAAGACCCCAGACCUCCGAGUUGUCCUCAGGCAGUAAAAUCCCAAUAGUUCUGCUGGGGUAGGUGUUGGGGGUACCCUGCUGCUCAGACCUGAGCCCUCCAGGCAGCAGAGCACCACUCACCCCCUCCCUACCCUGUCUGUUCCCCAAAGACAAGAGGGAAGGGAUCCCCCACCCCAAGGCAGAGCUUCCCCAUCUCCUCCCUCCUGCAGGCAGGAGUCUCAGGGUCCAGACCCUUCCCUGAGCCCCCACUACCCCAAUUCCUGUCUACAGGGAAUUAAGCCUCAUCCCAGGACUAGAUGGGUUAGGUUUCAUGCGGUGUGCCUUUCCGGCCCCAGCCUUGGAAGAAGUUGCUGUUACUUUGAAGACUACUGAGUCCUUUUACUCUUCCCAGUGGGAUGGGACCCAAACAUCUCCCAGCAGGGAGACUGGCCGGGGCGGGGGCGGGGGGUGGAUGCUAGGGAUAUAAUACUGUUUUUGUAAUACAGCAUUUCCUACAAAAUCUGAGUUUAUACUUUGA